UCUCUCUCUCUCUCUCUCUCUCUUUCUAUAUAGCACUCCCUGCCAUCUCAUUCCUCACCGGCUCCAUCUUCAUUCACACAAGCACCUCAUAAUAACCCCACUUCUUAUGCGUGCUUAACCUCUCUCUCUCUCUCUCUCUCUCUCUCUCUCUGCAGUCUGUUAAUUAGAAGAUGAGCAGCAGUAGUAGCAGUGUUUGUGCGGAACACAACAAGUUUCAUCCCUCCCACCAACUCCUCUCCCCACAAAAAACCCUUCGUCCCAUAGACAUCCCUCCUCGCAAGCUACUUUCCCACCACCACCACCCCAUAGACAUCAUGACGUUCUCCGCCGCCUCCCCAAGAACCGCCCCCAUCUUCCCCCCGGCCGACGAGUCCCUCCUUCUCAAGUUCCUCUCCUACAACUCCGACGCCGACGGUGACCCCGACCCCUAUGCCUCCGACCACUUCCGCAUGUUCGAGUUCAAGAUCCGCCGCUGCACCCGCAGUCGCAGCCACGACUGGACUGACUGCCCCUUCGCCCAUCCCGGCGAAAAGGCCCGCCGCCGUGAUCUCAGCCGCCACCACUACGCCGGCACUGUCUGCCCCGACUUCCGCCGCGGCGGGUGUAGCCGCGGCGACGACUGCGAGUUCGCUCACGGCGUGUUCGAGUGCUGGCUUCACCCUGCCAGGUACAGGACCGAGCCCUGUAAGGACGGCAAGAACUGCAAGAGGAAGGUCUGUUUCUUCGCUCACACGCCGCAGCAGCUGCGUGUAUUGCCUCCGCAGGAUUCCGGUGAUCGGCAGUAUCAGCGGAACUCGGCGGCGGUGGGUUCUCCGGCAAAGCAGCACUGUUGCUUCUUCUGUCACUCAAUCAAUGCUAACUCCCCAACUUCUACGCUGAUGGAUAUGUCCAAUUUCUCCCCGUCGUCGACUCCUCCGCUCUCGCCGCCUGUAUCGCCGGCCAAUUCCGGCCGAUCGGGAGGUGGGUUUGUGCUGGGGAGUCAGUCUAGGGAGAGGCGGUUGGGUAUGAACGGAAGUAGUGUAGCUGAUCAGAUAUCGAUGUUGAGUUACAAGAAUGUUCUGACGGAGCUGAUAAGUUCUUUGGAAGCCAUUAAUCUGAGUGAAGCUUCAUCGCUUGCCAAUUAUUGUGCUGAGAAGGGAAAUCAUCAAAACCAGUGGAUUAACAAUACUACUGAUAUUCGAGAAGAUGAAGAAGAAGAAGAAGAACUAAUUAAUAAUAAAGCCGUGACAAGUUCUACGCCUAAUGGGUCGUCGUCGUCGUCAUCAACAAGAGAUUUUUUAGCAGUAGAAAAAGAUUGUGGGAGAAAAGGGUGGAGGAGGGGUGAUGAAAGAGUGAGUGAGAACGGAUGGGGUUGUCCUGAUUUGGGGUGGGUCAACGAUCUAUUGAUGUAGAUAUAUUUUCUAGAGAGAGAGAAAGAGAGAGAUAGCUGAUGGAUCAUUUCAUCAUCAAUUAAUAAUGGCUGCACAUGUAGGUUGCUGAUGAAGAUGGGAAGAUGGGAGGAUGGGAAGGACGGGCAUGCACAAAAUUUUGCACAUCCUGGGUCAUCGAUCUAUAUAUAGCCAGCUUAAUUUGUGUUCAAUCGUGUUUGAAUCUUUUGAGCUUGAUUUGAGUCUGUCUGUAUAAUCUUUUCGGAAUUCUAAAGAGAGUAAUAAGAGAGACUUGGUCAUUUUCUUUCCA
Malania oleifera is the source of this 1677-nucleotide messenger RNA. RefSeq names its product zinc finger CCCH domain-containing protein 2-like. The coding region runs from base 171 to 1391 and encodes 406 amino acids. The record is from RefSeq and is a predicted model, not a curated record. Gene Ontology annotation, molecular function: metal ion binding. NCBI's taxonomy places the organism in Eukaryota, Viridiplantae, Streptophyta, Magnoliopsida, Santalales, Ximeniaceae. The transcript has a single exon.